This is a messenger RNA of Lolium rigidum, 1774 nucleotides long. Its product is annotated as beta-glucosidase 5-like. The record is from RefSeq and is a predicted model, not a curated record. Gene Ontology annotation, molecular function: beta-glucosidase activity. The transcript has 13 exons. NCBI's taxonomy places the organism in Eukaryota, Viridiplantae, Streptophyta, Magnoliopsida, Poales, Poaceae. Gene Ontology annotation, biological process: carbohydrate metabolic process. The coding region runs from base 79 to 1605 and encodes 508 amino acids.
CAGUGCCUUAUCCACUGUGAAGCACACACGUACGUCUGUGUUUUUUAGUACAAACAACGCUAGGUCCUGGUUGCAGCAAUGGCCUACAUGGCAAUGGUCUCUCUGUUCCUGCUGCUUCUCUGCGCCCAUGGCGGAGCUCCUGUUCUUGGCUUCACGCGGAGCGACUUCCCGCCGGACUUUGUCUUCGGAGCCGCCACAUCCGCCUACCAGUACGAGGGCGCUGUAGCUGAGGACGGCAGGAGCCCAAGCAUCUGGGACACCUUCACUCAUGCAGGGAAAAUGGCGGACAAAAGCACAGGUGAUGUCGCUGCCGACGGGUACCACAAGUACAAGGAUGAUGUGAAGCUCAUGGCUGACACAAACCUAGAGGCUUAUAGAUUCUCCAUCUCAUGGUCAAGGCUUAUUCCAAAUGGGAGGGGAGCUGUCAAUCCAAGAGGGCUGGAGUACUACAACAGCCUUAUAGAUGCUCUAGUGCAACAUGGUAUUCAAGUCCAUAUUAUGCUUUACCACCUUGAUUACCCUCAAAUCCUGGAAGAUGAGUAUGGAGGAUGGUUAAGCCACAGAAUUGUGGAGGAUUUCACAGCAUUCGCAGAUAUUUGCUUCAGGGAGUUUGGAGACAGGGUUUCAUACUGGACUACGAUAGACGAACCUAAUGUCGGUGCGAUCGGAUCUUACGACAGCGGCAUAAUCGCACCCGGACAUUGCUCCGAUCCUUUUGGAAUAAUGAAAUGUACCAUUGGUGACUCAACUGUGGAACCAUAUAUAGCAGCUCAUAACAUGCUACUGGCGCAUGCAUCAGCUACUCGACUUUAUAGAGAAAAAUAUCAAGCCAUUCAAAAGGGGGUUGUUGGCCUAAAUAUUUACUCUCUUUGGGCUUAUCCUCUUAGCAACGCUACUUUGGAUAUAGAAGCAACUAAAAGACUUGUAGACUUCACAUUUGGCUGGGUACUAGAGCCCUUGAUAUCUGGAGAUUAUCCAGAAACAAUGAAGAAGAUUGUUGGUUCUCGUCUUCCAACGUUCACAAGAACUCAGUCUGCAGCUGUAAUUGGUAGUGCUGAUUUCAUCGGAAUAAAUCACUACUUUUCUGUCUAUGUGAAUGAUCGCCCUUUAGACAAAGGUGUGCGCGACUAUGCAGCUGACUUGUCAGUUAGCUACAAAACAUCUAAAAAUGACCCGCCAGGCGGUAAGUUUCCCCCAACGUCUUAUCCCACUGACCCCAGCGGAUUGCAACUUGUGCUAUUGUAUCUAAAAGAAGCCUGCGGUGACAUUCCCAUUUAUAUCCAAGAGAAUGGCAAUGCAUCUAGCAAUGACACUCUGGACGACACCGACAGGCUCGAGUACAUGAAGAGCUACAUAGAGGGAACAUUGGCUGCAUUAAGGAAUGGAGCCAAUGUGAAAGGCUACUUCACCUGGGCCUUCUUGGACGUCUUCGAGUUCCUGGCAGGGUACCAGACACGUUACGGCCUGUACCGUGUUGACUUUGACGAAAAGGCACUACCACGCCAGGCUAGGCUCUCCGCUCGCUGGUACUCUGCCUUCUUGAAGAACAAGGGUAUCCAUGUUCAGAGUGACCUCAACAAUCCAGGAUCGGAUGCUGAAAAAUGAGUUAGCUCACUCGGUACAAAGUUUAUAACUUGGGGUCAACGUACAUAUAUACGGUUAUUACAUACGGAUAAAAAAAAUUACAUACGGAUAGAUAUACGAUCCGUGUAGUUCUCUCUUGUUUCUUUCUUGGGAGAGCCAAUAAAUAAGAGAGCAGUACAUGCAUCAUGAU